AACAUCCCCUCCUUUGGGGUGUGUGCACGUCAGCGAUUCGUAGGGCCGGGCCCCGGUUGGAUCCGUCCCGUUGAGGCGUCCGGCCCGCGGCAGAUUUGCACUCCGGACCUUGGGGGGGAGGCGUUUCUGACCCACCUGAUGUCACAGAGAUUCGGAGUCACCUGGCCUGGUGCUAGUCACGUGUCAGUUCUCAGCAUGGAUCGUGCGCUGGGGUGCCGGUGCGUUCUGCCUGGGGCAUGUUCGCAGGGCCAGGGCUCACACAGGCCGGCAUGUGUGAAGUCCAUGCAGCCGACCUUGGCGUAGGGUCGGGCCUGCCUAACGGACGUGAGCCCAGUUCCCCGAGACUUCAGCUUGUCCGGGAAGAAUUGGAGCGAGAGCCUUGAGGCCACAAACGGCUGAUGUGCAGGGAUCAAGGGCAGUGCUCACAGGUAGAUGCGCCCCCUCAGACUCUCCCUUCUCACAGCCCAGAGCCCCGCCGCUGUGGAGGAGAUUCUAGACCGGGAGAAUAAGCGGAUGGCCGACAGCUUGGCUUCCAAGGUCACCAGGCUCAAAUCGCUGGCCCUGGACAUCGACAGGGACGCAGAAGACCAGAACCGCUACCUGGACAGCAUGGACUCGGAUUUCACAAGCAUGACAGGCCUGCUCACGGGGAGCGUGAAGCGCUUUUCCACAAUGGCACGGUCUGGGCGAGACAACCGGAAGCUUCUCUGUGGUAUGGCCGUGGGCCUGAUCGUGGCCUUUUUCAUUCUCUCCUAUCUCCUGUCAAGGGCAAGGACUUGAGCCACUAGGAGCUGACUUCUGUGGGUGCCUGGGGCAACCUGGGUCUUCCCCUGCCUGGUGUCCUAGGCUCCAGAGGACCUACCUGCAAAAUACUCCUUUGAAAUGAUGGUCGUGGCUUAGGGAUUUUCUUCCUGUCUGAUGUGUUCAUGGCUGCCUCUGAUCGAGUGAGCUCAUGUUGGCUGGCCCCAUGUGUGUAAGGGUCUCUUUCCCUUGAGGGAAACCAAGGCCCAGGCCCCUGUGCUACUCUGGGUACGAAAGGCUCUGGCAGAGCCAGGUGUGAGCAGAGCCUCUGGAAAUCCUGGACAUGGCUACCUGUGGCCCGCAGCCCUUCCCUUGUCCCUUGGGGCUCUGACGUCUCAAGGCUCUGCCCUAUGCGUGUCUCUGGGUAAGGCCACGUCUGAUGCCUGAGGUGCCUGGAGCUGACACCGGAAGGGGGUUUGGCUGUGAAGUUGGAGCACCAUCUCAGCUCAGAGAUUGCAGCUCCCCUUGGCUAGGGCUGCUGAGUAUGGGCAGAUCAGCCUCGCCUGCCCUCCAGACCCUCGGGGAAGGGCAGGCGAUUGUGGAUGAAGAAGUAAGUGGACCACAGCCUUGGCUGGAGGCACUGGGCCCUGCUCCUUUUGGAUCUCACAGUCUUGUAUCCAGGAGCAGAAACUCCCAUUUUCUCAGGAUUCAAGAUCGAGCCAGCACCAAAGAUGUGUUUCUGGGGGACCAGACCUCGAGAAGCAGUUCCACCUGGCGUUUCAGAGUCAGGCAGAAUGUGUGUUGGGGAGGCGCCUUCUGUGGUUUGAGACAGGAGGCUUCCCUACAAGGACUCUCCUCGUGGGGCCGUGGGUCGCUUCCUGAGGGUCACCAGGCAGCUUCUGCUCCACCACGUGAGGCCCUUCAGCAGUGAGCUCCCUCACUAAGGGCACUCUCAGUUCUCCCCCCAGCCUCUGCGGGCUGCCCUCCAUGCCCGCCUCUCCCUGGGCCCUCACUGCCCACUUGGCCAGCCCCAUGUUCACACAAACCAAAGCACAGGCCCGCCUGAGCCAGUGGCUUCUCACCCCAUGGUGAGGUGUCGGCACCCUCAUUGUGCAUAAAUACGUGUAAGAAACAGUUCAUCAUCUGUGUCCUUCCCUACCCUUGUUCCUGUCUUCUGCCAGUGCAGUCACUCGCGCUUACCCCCAGAGGACUGUCGGCUCUGCCCCACACCGUGCGCUGUGCAGGCCCCUGGUGUGACUCUCACACGCUGACCGCACCUCUGCUCCGGUCUCUGGCUCUGGCCACCUCACCUUCAGCACUGCUGCUGCUCCCUAUUCUCCCUUCU
Callorhinus ursinus (northern fur seal) is the source of this 2086-nucleotide messenger RNA. The record is from RefSeq and is a predicted model, not a curated record. Lineage: Eukaryota; Metazoa; Chordata; Mammalia; Carnivora; Otariidae.